CGCGAUGGGAACAUAUUCGAGGCUUUAGUGGUUGGGGGGGCGCCUUUGUCCCGAUGAUAGUUGUCUCCACUCCAGUGUCUGAUUUGCUCCCAGACCAUGCAGCAACAGGAGAUGUUUGCGGGAUUCCUCCGUUCGAGGCGGGUCUCUCGGAUCAAGUGCCCUAGAGUGGAAUGUAGAAAGGGGGGGUGCAGGACUCAGGAGAGGAGUUCAUGUUGAUGAUCAUCGGGAAAUUAUAAAUACAGCUUCGACGGUAGCCUUCUGCAUGGCUGUGUUCCAGGAGGGCCUCAGUUUUUCUCUUCUUGGACAAGAUUCGAGUCGAUUCCCUAGAAAUGCAUGGCCCACUCCCAUCUGAUCUUCCCAGGUCCCGCGAAGGGUAUCACUGGACUCCUCAUGGUGGUGGUGGUUUCCAGCAAGGCCUUCCGACCCUUGCUGCGAUUCGACCUGAGACGAACGUCGGUUCGCCCCGUCAAGUUUACGAUGUCAUCGUUGUCGGUGCUGGAUACGCCGGUCUCACGGCUGCUCGCAAUGCCGCCAGAGAAGGCCUGAAUAUUCUCCUCCUUGAAGCUCGCGAUCGCAUCGGUGGUCGCUCCUGGUCCUCCAAUAUCGAUGGAUAUGCCUUUGAGCUGGGUGGAACCUGGAUCCACUGGGCCCAGCCGCAUACCUUUCGAGAAGUAUACCACUACAACAUGAAGGAUGAACUCGAGAUCUCCCAGGAUUAUACCAGGGGUGUUAAUCAUUUCCAACUCAUCACUGCCGAUGGAGUGAGGACCAUGAGCCACCUCGCUGAGGAUCAACUUUUGGAGAGUGCAGUUAAGAAGUUUGUCGACGUCGACGGCAAUCUGGGUCGCACUGUGAUGCCUUUCCCUCACACUCCGACUUAUAACCCCGACAUUGCGAAAUGGGACAAACUUUCCAUGGCGGACCGUAUCGAGCAAAUCAAAGACGACCUUACACCGGCUGAGAAAGCUGCACUGGAAGGAUUUGUUUUGCUUUGCAGCGGUGGCACCCCCGAAAACACCGGAUUUUAUGAUAUUCUUCGCUGGUGGGCCCUCGGAUUCUAUACCUACCAGGGCGUUAUCGACACAUGUUCGACAUUCAAAUUUCACUGCGGCCAAUCAGGAUUUGCGAGACGGUUCUUUGACGAGGCUGUUGCCUCCAAGAAGGUCUCGUACAUCUUUGGCUGCCCCAUUACUUCCGUAAAGGAUGACGGCAAAACCGUGCAGGUAACCGUGCAGAAUGGUGACAAGUUCAUCGCUUCGAGGCUUAUCUGCACGAUCCCUGUCAACGUUCUCGGGACCAUCAAAUUUGAUCCUCCCUUGCCAGAAGCCAAGCAACAGGCAAUCCAGGCUGGCCAGAUCAACCAGUGCUCUAAAGUGCAUGCUGAGGUUAGCGAUCGGGACCUUCGCUCGUGGAGCGCCAUCGCGCCCUACGGCAAGCUAAUUAAUGCCUUUGGAGACGGCACGACCCCUGCGGGCAAUACACACAUCGUCGCCUUUGGCGCAGAUUUGAACCCACUUCACCCUGAAGACGAUGUUGGGGCCACUAAAGCAGCAUUCGAUCACUUGGCAUCUAUGGACAUCCAACGGCUCGUUUUUCACAACUGGGCUCGUGAUGAUUAUUCCCGUGGAGCUUGGUGCAUGUUCGCGCCCGGUGUUGGAACCACGUUCUUGGAGACUCUUCGUGAGCGACAUGGUAACGUUCUUUUUGCAAACUCCGAUUGGGCUACUGGAUGGCGUGGAUUCAUCGAUGGAGCCAUCGAGGAGGGAGCCCGGGCUGCCCAGAUGGUGCAGCAGGAGCUUGUCAGUCCCUCACAGACGCAAACCAGGUUGUAGCGAAGAUAUGCCAUCGGACUUCCCCCUUUAGGAUCGUCCUUGAUCCAAGUAUGUAUGGAGUAUGCUGCAGCAUGAU
This is a messenger RNA of Coccidioides posadasii C735 delta SOWgp, 1908 nucleotides long. RefSeq lists its product as uncharacterized. NCBI's taxonomy places the organism in Eukaryota, Fungi, Ascomycota, Eurotiomycetes, Onygenales, Onygenaceae. The record is from RefSeq and is a predicted model, not a curated record. Gene Ontology annotation, molecular function: oxidoreductase activity.